This is a messenger RNA of Bradysia coprophila, 2380 nucleotides long. It is a transcript of the gene Hex-A, whose product is annotated as Hexokinase A. Gene Ontology annotation, cellular component: mitochondrion; cytosol. The record is from RefSeq and is a predicted model, not a curated record. NCBI's taxonomy places the organism in Eukaryota, Metazoa, Arthropoda, Insecta, Diptera, Sciaridae. Gene Ontology annotation, molecular function: D-glucose binding; fructokinase activity; glucokinase activity. Gene Ontology annotation, biological process: glucose metabolic process; intracellular glucose homeostasis; glucose 6-phosphate metabolic process.
ACAAUUGAGUUUCUAGUUAGUAUACUACCUAUAGUUGUUUGAACAACGCGCUUGAACACCCAAGGUGACCUUUCUCCAUGAUAUAUCAAUUUUUUUUUAUUUUUGCCAUACAACCAAUUUUGCAUUGACUUUCUUUAGAACAUUUUAUUAACCUUAUCCGAAUCAGUUGGUCGCCAAACGUCGAAGAAGACGUGCCUGUUUUCGGAGUGUUUAUUAUCAUAAUUAUAAGUGGUGAAACGAAGAAAUAAAUUUAAUUUGAAAUAAAAUUUGAACUUCCUCGUUGCGACGACGAUAAAGUAUAUAUAACUAACUAAGUGACAAAUUAACAUUAAUUUUCGUUCAACAAAAAUUCAUUUUUAAUUAACUGAAUGGUGUUGAGAGGUUGAUCAAGUUGUAAAUUAUAGGAAAAAGUGUUCGAUUUCAAUUUUAGAAUUAAUAAUUAGAAGUGUUUACAGUUGCAAUAAAUAUUAUAUCUAGAUAGAGAGAACACACAUUGAUCUUUGCUUAUAACAAUUACAACAACAACGACAAAAGUAAAGUGUCGUCGCAUUUGAAAUUCGAACCGAAUGCAUUGCUGAACAACAAUAAAUAAUACUGUUUAAUGAACGUUACAUGAAUUGUGAAAGUGUCCCAUAGCUGAAAGUUUAAUUUAAUUCGUUUUCUCAAUUAUUUUGUGCAUAUAAAUACACCGCAAACGAAUCGAUUUGUACCAGGAUGGAUUUUAUCACACCUUACAUAAAAAAUUUGCAAAUUGAUAAAAGCAAAUUUCUUGAACCGAAUCCAAUAAUUCAAGAGAGAUGCCAGGAAUUGAUAAUAGAUGAUAAGGCUACUGUGAAAUUGAUGGACUUGGUGCUACAUGAAGUCAAUAGAGGAUUAAGUAAAAAGGAAAACAAAGAUGCAGACAUCAAAUGCUAUGUUACAUACAUACAAGAUCUACCAAACGGAAAAGAACGAGGAAAGUUCCUAGCCCUUGACUUGGGCGGAACCAAUUUCCGAGUAUUGAUCAUUCAUCUGAAAGGCGAAAACGAUUUCGAAAUGCAGUCGAAAAUCUAUGCGGUGCCACAGAAUAUUAUGUUGGGUAGCGGUGAACAGUUAUUUGAUCAUAUUGCUGAAUGUUUAGCCAAUUUUAUGAGAGAACACAGUGUAUACGCGGAGCGACUACCGCUAGGAUUCACAUUUUCCUUUCCACUGUUGCAACUAGGACUGACAAAGGGUCUGCUAGUCAGAUGGACAAAGGGAUUUAAUUGUGAAGGAGUUGUUGGCGAAGAUGUGGUACAAUUACUUAAAGAUGCUAUUGCAAGACGUGGGGACGUUCAAAUCGAUGUAUGUGCUAUUCUCAACGAUACAACGGGUACAUUGAUGUCAUGUGCAUGGAAAAAUCACAACUGUAAAAUAGGAUUAAUUGUCGGAACCGGAAGUAAUGCAUGCUACGUUGAAAAAAUCAAAAACGUUGAGAACUGGGAUGGUCCGACAACAGAAAAGCAACAUGUCUUGAUCAACACUGAAUGGGGUGCUUUCGGUGACAAUGGCGUAUUAGACUUUAUCCGCACACAAUACGACAGAGACAUUGAUGAGCACAGUAUUAAUCGUGGAAAGCAAAUUCAAGAGAAAAUGAUAUCCGGCAUGUACAUGGGUGAAUUGGCUCGAUUGGCUAUCUACAGAUUUACGAAAGAGGGUCUACUGUUCAACGGCGUUGAUUCGGAAUUGCUGAGAACGCGCGGUCAAUUCUUCACCAAAUAUGUGUCCGAAAUUGAAUCCGACAAGCCGGGAAAUUAUACAAACUGCAUGCAAGUCAUGGAUGAAUUAGGUCUGCAAAAUGUUACCGAACAGGAUUGUGCCAAUGUUCGAUAUAUAUGCGAAUGUGUUUCGAGUCGGGCGGCACACUUGGUAUCGGCCGGUAUCGCAGCGUUAAUAAACAAAAUGGAUGAGCCGAGUGUUACGGUUGGUGUUGACGGUUCUGUGUACCGAUUUCAUCCCAAAUUUCAUGAUCUGAUGAUGAAGCGUAUUCGUCAAUUUGUUAAGCCCGAAAUAUCGUUCGACUUAAUGUUAUCGGAGGAUGGUAGUGGUAGAGGCGCAGCCUUGGUCGCUGCCGUUGCUUGCCGAGAGGAGGGUCGUGCGUAGGUUAAUGCUGAUCUAGUUUCUAAGAUGUAAACAACAAAAAUAUUACUGUGGAAGAUAGUGGUAGCAAAUUAAGACCAAUUUUUAAUUUAUUUUUAUUUUUACAAAAUUUAAUUUGGUCGCCCGCCCCUCUUUAUAUUGUUAAUAAUUCCCUUAUUGUUUUCACUCUCUUCUUCUUCAUUUUUUUUAAAAAUAUUUUUUAAAGUUGUUCAAUAUAUUCAAGCGACAUAGCGAUAAAAUAAAGAAAUUACAAUCACAUUAC